AUGGCUAAAGGAAAAUCCGGAUUUACUGCGCCGUCCAAGGCGGUUGACCCCGCCUUGGCCGCUCUGUUCACCGAGAGCGCUGGGCCAGUGGCGGCACUUCCAAAGUCCCGAUAUUCAGAAUUGCUGCCAGUCAAAGUCCGAGCACCACCAGUAGCUUCGAACCAGCCAGAGGAGGUCGACGAUGAGGAGCUCUCGGAGCUUUCAGACGAUGAGUUAGACGGCGACGAUUCGGACGACGAGGACGAGUUCUCCAAUAACGAGUCAUCCGAGAGCGAGUCCGAACCCGAAGAAGCCGACGAGGAAAUCUCUGUUGCUGAAGAAGAAGAAGAAGAAGUUGAGGCCGCUAAAGUUGUUGAGGCUCCAGUCGAGCGCAAGGUGACCAAGCGAGAAGACGGCCAGAAGCGGAAACGCAAACAACGAGAUGCGUACGAUGACCUCGAGUCUAGCUACUUUCAGAAGUUGGCCGACGAGGAAGUAGAGGAGCCGGCAGGCAAACGCCUAAGGGCAGACGAAUCAGCCGCGACAGAGGGUAGCGACGAAGAUGUCUCUCCCGACACGGCCGAGGACGGCGAACUAUCUGCGGAUGAGGCCCCCGUACACGAGUCUCUUUCUGUCAACGCUGCCGCGUCCGAGAUCGAAAAGGCAAACCGCACUGUAUUUCUCAGCAACGUCUCAACUAAGGCGAUCACAUCGCGCACUGCCAAAAAGACGUUGAUGAACCACCUCGCAUCAGUUCUGGAUAAGAAGGCAGUGCCACCACAGAAAAUCGAGUCCAUUCGUUUCCGGUCGACGGCAUUUUCGGCAGGCGGUCUGCCGAAGCGCGCAUCGUACAUCACAAAGUCGGUCAUGGAGGCCACUACCAAAUCGACUAACGCAUAUGUUGUCUACAGCUUGACUCAAGGCUCGCGAGCCGCCGUGUCUCAGCUUAAUGGCACAAUCGUUCUGGACCGGCACCUGAGAGUCGACAGCGUGGCGCAUCCUGCUCAUGUUGCUCACCGACGCUGCAUUUUCGUCGGAAAUCUAGGCUUUGUGGACGACGAGAGCGUUCUCAACGCGAAGCUAGACGAGUCAGGAAAUGAGGUGACGGAGAAGCGUAAGCGUACCAAAGUGCCCAUGGAUGUUGAGGAAGGGCUGUGGCAGGUAUUCAGCAAGGAGGCCGGAAGAGUUGAGAGCGUCCGCGUGGUCAGAGAUGCCGCUACCCGAGUGGGCAAGGGUUUUGCAUAUGUGCAGUUCUAUGACGCCAACGCCGUGGAAAAGGCCAUCAUUCUGAACGGCAAGAAAUUCCCGCCAAUGCUCCCGCGUGAGUUGCGCGUGAGCCGCUGCAAGGCGCCCCACAAAACGGCGAGGGCCAUGGAGGCCAAAUAUGGCCCUGGUAAGCCUGGCAUUUCCUCGGAUGGCAAGGGCAAGGGUAAGUUCAAUAACAACGGCAAGAGGAGCACUAGCUAUGCGCCCAAACCCACGGCAGAGGCCCAGUCGCUGGCAGGACGGGCGGGGAAGCUCCUCGGCCGGGCAGGUGCCGCACUGAUGGGCGCAGCAGGGAGCAAGGAGAGCCGGCCUCGGGCCGAGCCCCGGGCAAAACGCCCACUUCCGCAACAACAGCAAAGUGGCGACGGCGCCAAGCCCAUGAAGUCUCCCGAGGACAUCGUCUUUGAGGGGCGGCGGGCUAGCGAGAGAGACGGCCGGCCCAGGGACCUGAAGUUCAAGCAGACCAGCAACAAGUCUCGCGGGGCUAAAAUGCACAAGAAGGCUGCUGCCAAGCCCAACCGUGGAGCGCUUCGGGCUGCAAAGUGGAAGAAGGCUGGAGGGGUCGCCAAAUAA
This is a messenger RNA of Lasiosphaeria miniovina, 1818 nucleotides long. RefSeq lists its product as uncharacterized. The transcript is spliced from 4 exons. Gene Ontology annotation, biological process: maturation of LSU-rRNA from tricistronic rRNA transcript (SSU-rRNA, 5.8S rRNA, LSU-rRNA). Bases 1 to 1818 code for a protein of 605 amino acids. Lineage: Eukaryota; Fungi; Ascomycota; Sordariomycetes; Sordariales; Lasiosphaeriaceae. Gene Ontology annotation, molecular function: rRNA binding. The record is from RefSeq and is a predicted model, not a curated record. Gene Ontology annotation, cellular component: nucleolus.